Ahaetulla prasina is the source of this 993-nucleotide messenger RNA. It is a transcript of the gene GPR6, whose product is annotated as G protein-coupled receptor 6. Gene Ontology annotation, cellular component: membrane. The coding region runs from base 10 to 993 and encodes 327 amino acids. Gene Ontology annotation, molecular function: sphingosine-1-phosphate receptor activity. The record is from RefSeq and is a predicted model, not a curated record. NCBI's taxonomy places the organism in Eukaryota, Metazoa, Chordata, Lepidosauria, Squamata, Colubridae. The transcript has a single exon. Gene Ontology annotation, biological process: G protein-coupled receptor signaling pathway.
GUGGCAGAAAUGAAUGAAAGCGUCCCCUUGAAUGAGACUGGGGCUCCGGCACCUUGGAUUCAGAGCAGCAGUGGCAAUUCUUCACUGGAAUUUUCCUCCAAGCUCCCCAUCUUUAUCCUCAAUCCUUGGGAUAUUAUGCUCUGCAUCUCGGGAACCAUCAUUGCCUGUGAAAAUGCCAUCGUGGUGGCCAUUAUAUUCUACACUCCCAAUCUGAGAACCCCAAUGUUUGUGCUGAUCGGGAGCUUGGCCACGGCAGACCUCUUGGCUGGAGUUGGCCUGAUCCUUAAUUUUGUAUUCCAAUAUGUGAUCCAGUCAGAAACCAUCAGCCUUAUUACCGUUGGUUUCCUAGUUGCCUCUUUCACUGCUUCUGUGAGUAGCUUAUUAGCUAUCACAGUAGAUCGUUAUCUUUCUCUAUACAAUGCACUGACUUAUUACUCUGAGAAGACUGUUUUUUGUAUUCAUAUGAUGCUAAUCAUCACCUGGGGGGUUUCACUCUGCUUAGGACUAUUGCCUGUCCUAGGCUGGAAUUGUAUGGAAGAUUAUUCAUCAUGUAGUAUUGUCAGACCUUUGACCAAAAGCAAUGUGACUUUGUUGUCUGCCUCCUUCUUUUUCAUUUUUAUCCUUAUGCUCCACCUGUACAUCAAAAUCUGCAAAAUAGUCUGUAGGCAUGCACAUCAAAUCGCACUCCAACAGCACUUCUUAACUGCAUCUCACUAUGUUGCAACCAAAAAGGGAGUCUCUACACUUGCUAUCAUCCUUGGGACCUUUGGAGCCAGUUGGUUACCUUUUGCUAUCUACUGUGUCAUUGGAGAUUCAAACUACCCUGCGGUGUACACUUAUGCCACACUUUUACCUGCUACCUACAACUCCAUGAUCAAUCCCAUAAUUUAUGCCUACAGAAACCAAGAAAUUCAGAGGUCUAUGUGGGUUCUUUUCUGUGGCUGCUUUCAAUCCAAAGUGUCCUUUCGUUCAAGAUCCCCCAGUGAUGUUUAA